CUCACACGUGGCGCGGCUCACCAUCAUCUCGGAGGUGCUCAACACUCACUCACCUGAUCACACUCAUACCGUUGCUGAAGAUGACCAGUCGACUUAUUAUUGUCAGUUUGUUGCUGCUGGAGUCCCUCACUCAGGCUCAGAUACAUGGAGGCACUACAGUAGAUGGUGAGGCCCUCGCAGCUGAUGUUACUACUCCAGGACCAGGCUCAGACUCUUCCCCGGGGCCUGGCUUAGACACUACUCCGGGGUCUGGCUUAGACACUACUCCGGGGUCUGGCUUAGACACUACCCCGGGGUCUGGCUUAGACACUGCCUCGGGGCCUGGCUCAGACCCUGCCCCGGGGCCUGUCUCGGAACAUUCCAUUGCCGUCACUUCUAUGCCUAAUAGUGAGGGGAAUGAGACUAUGACUACAAGUGAAAUAUCCACAGUUACCACAACAGAACGGUCACGAGAUACAUCUGAUACUUCACUAGCGUCAGAGGCUGCCACAGUGACCCCUGCUAUUGACACCGAUGACAGGCAACUAGACGCCACUACCACACAGGAGACCGUGCUGCUAAACGUGGGCUCAGAGAUUGAUACAAAUGACAUAUCAUCCCCAUCACCACAUUCUUCGACUAUUGAGCCAGCUGUCGGUGAUGAAGAAGUCGAACGAGAACCUUCCUUCGCUGUUGUUUCAACGCCUUCCUCAUCCUUAAACACCAUAAACCAGGAAGCCAACACUUUACCACUCGAUGAGGAACAUUCAACUGAAGCCUCAUUACCAGACUCUUCUCCUGAACCUGUUCCAGAUGAAGACAUGACCUCACUGAACAACUCCAUAUAA
Messenger RNA from Homarus americanus (American lobster), 827 nucleotides. RefSeq names its product probable GPI-anchored adhesin-like protein PGA18. The record is from RefSeq and is a predicted model, not a curated record. The transcript is spliced from 3 exons. The coding region runs from base 81 to 827 and encodes 248 amino acids. NCBI's taxonomy places the organism in Eukaryota, Metazoa, Arthropoda, Malacostraca, Decapoda, Nephropidae.